Molecule: messenger RNA, 2100 nt
Organism: Sphenostylis stenocarpa
Lineage: Eukaryota; Viridiplantae; Streptophyta; Magnoliopsida; Fabales; Fabaceae
Source: the annotation of a GenBank genome assembly
AUGGGGUGCAUAUCUUCCAAGAGUGCUGCUGUUGAUGACAGCAGGGAGGGUGUGGCAAGGGAAUUGACUUCAUCUGGCAAAAGGGCCUCGGAGAUGAAGACUUCUGCAUUGAAUUCCAAGAAAAGGGUCGAGGGAGUUUGGAGGAAAGAGAAGGUUUUAGAUGAUGCUGAUAUGAAAGUUUCAUUAAUUGGCAAGGAAUCCGGUGGUUCGAUGCGGUUGUGUGAUCAUCAGAGUGGGAGGAAGACAAAGGAGAAACCUGAAUCGGCUGUUCUUGAUCAUCCUGGUCUUGGAAGGGUUCCGAAGGGUUUAGAAGGAGAGCAAGUUGCAGCAGGUUGGCCAACUUGGCUAUCUUCUGUUGCUGGUGAAGCUAUCCAAGGGUGGAUACCACGGAGUGCAGAUACUUUUGAGAGGUUUGGUAAAAUUGGACAAGGAACCUACAGUUCAGUGUAUAAGGCACGUGAUUUAACUCACCAAAAGAUCGUUGCAUUGAAGAGGGUACGCUUUGAUAAUUUUGAUGCUGAGAGUGUCAAGUUUAUGGCAAGGGAAAUCCUUGUUCUGCGUAGGCUUGACCAUCCAAAUAUAAUAAAGUUGGAAGGACUGAUAACGUCGCAGACAUCUCGCAGCUUGUACCUUGUUUUUGAAUACAUGGAACAUGAUCUUACGGGACUUGCAUCAAGUCCUAACAUUAGGUUUUCUGAACCACAGGUUAAGUGCUACAUGCAGCAGCUUCUUAGUGGAUUGAAUCAUUGUCAUAGUCGAGGUGUCCUCCACCGUGACAUAAAGGGCUCAAAUCUUCUCAUUGACAAUAAUGGCACCUUAAAGAUUGCAGAUUUUGGUCUGGCAAAUUUUAUUGACCCCCAUCACAAGGUUCCAUUGACCAGCCGUGUAGUAACUCUGUGGUAUAGACCACCGGAACUUUUACUUGGAGCAUCUAAUUAUGGCGUUGCAGUAGAUUUGUGGAGCACUGGUUGCAUACUGGGGGAAUUAUAUAGUGGCAGGCCUAUUUUGCCUGGAAAAACAGAGGUUGAGCAAUUGCAUAGGAUUUUUAAACUUUGUGGGUCACCAUCUGAGGACUAUUGGCACAAGCUGCGGUCACCACAUUCAACAGUAUUCAGGCCUCCCCACCAUUACAGGCGUUGUGUUGCUGAAACAUUUAAAGAAUAUCCAUCUGCUGCCACAAGGCUAAUAGAAACCCUACUUGCUUUGGAUCCCACACUUCGAGGAACAGCAGCUACAGCCCUAAAGAGUGAGUUCUUUUCAACGGAACCCCUUCCUUGUGAUCCAUCAAGUUUACCAAAAUAUCCCCCCAGCAAAGAGAUUGACACUAAAUUGUGGGAAGAAGCAAAAAGGCAAGGAACUGAUGGGAGAAAGGAGAAGAAAAAUGGAUCGAGAGUUCGACAAGAAAAAGAACCUCAGACAUUUAUAUUAUCCAAAGACAAUGUGCACUCUCGCAUAUCAAUGCAGCAAGGGCAACGCCUUCCAAACUCAAGGAGUCGGAACGAAUUCUUCAAUCCUCACAGAGAACCUGUGUCUGGACAUUUGUUUUUUCCACACAAACAGUCAGAGGAUCAUAAAUCAACAGUAAAUUAUUUCUCUGGGCCGCUUUAUCAGAGGCCUAUGCAUUCAGGUCCAUUGGUUCCAGGCAAUGGCUGGGAAAUGGCUGGAAAGGAAGCUGGUGAGCAGCCUCAUGUUUCAAGCAAAGUCAACCUACUAAAACUAUCUGGAGUGGCAUCUAGGACUUCAUUGUCUGGAGAUAAAAAAGAAAACUCUGUUCACUCGAGGCCCCAAGCAAUUCAAGCACAAAGAUCUCAGGAGUCAACUAAUGUUGGAUCAGAGUCAGGGAGAAAGCAUGAUAGAAAACGUCAUUCUCAGAGAAUUGAUCACAGGCAAAUCGGAAAUGGAGAUGUCUCAACUCAAACUUUAAUUCGGGAGGGGCAUGGACCCAUGGGAAACAAUAUCUGCCACCUCUCUGGUCCGUUACUGGUUUCAUCUAACAAUAUGGAUCAGAUGCUCAAAGAGCGUGAUCGAAAGAUCCAAGAAUAUUCGAGACGAGCACGAAUGUACAAGUCUGGUGAGAUAUCUCGUGCAAACCAAAAUUAG